AUGGACCAGCCGACGGACGUGACCCUGCAACCCACAGGAUGGGCACGCAGCGAAUCCAGCGACAGCGUGCAUGCUGCCGACCAGGUACGGAAGGUUCGCUCGCGUCGGGUCGACGAAGAUGGCUGGUCACUGCAGGAGCGCAUCGCAACACUUCUCACCUGGAAUGACGGUGCCAGGCUGCUCGCAGAGAAGCUUUACGUGCGGUUUCAGGGGCGCUGUGAGGAGCUCCCGCAGCUCCUGGAGCGCUUGGAGGGUCGCUGGGGCUUUCCCGGCCGCCUCCUUCCGCUCCUCUGGGCCCAGGCAACGGCGCAACUGCUUGCGCCCCAAGUAUAG
This is a messenger RNA of Symbiodinium natans, 333 nucleotides long. The record is from the annotation of a GenBank genome assembly. Lineage: Eukaryota; Dinophyceae; Suessiales; Symbiodiniaceae.